ACCUAUAGGUGUGUGUGUGUGUGUGUGUGUGGUGUGCACCCCUCCCACAGGGGUGUGGCUGCUGAGGAGUGUACGUGUGAGAAGCUGGACUUCGUGGCUGCCAAGGCGCUCGACAAGGAGAGUCUGGUCCAAUUCACUGAAGACCACAGCGUUAUUCUCGCCCUGAUCGUUUUGUGGCACUCAUCAACAUGGUGAAGCCGGGAUGGAUUCAACCCUCUAAACAUUGUCCUAAGGUGCGCUGCUUUGAGGAGGACAAUGACUCUCUGGAGGCCCAGAUCUGUGAGCUGCAGGAGAGGCUGGCUGGCCAACAGACCACCUCCACUGUCCUAGCUGUCCCUGAAUGCAGCUUGGAUGACAUGGAGAGACUGCUUAAGGAGAGGGAUUGGAGCCUGUGUGAUGUGGAGGAGCUGAGGAGAGAGCUGGACUGUCUGCAGGAGCAGUAUGAGCAGACCGUCCAGCAGAGGACACUCAUCCGACUGGAGUGGGAGGAUGUUGGCCUGACGGUUCAGAACAUGGUGGUCCCUGUAGAGGGUCCAGCUGCAGCAGGGAGAGAAGUCCUGGAGUUUUACAACCCUGACAUCCUGGAUAUCAAGGAGUACUACAGCCGGCUGGCUGAGACCCUCCAGUGUGAGUUCAAGGAAACUGGUGUGGUUGUUGUUGUUGUCAACGUUGGAGCUGGAAAGGCGCUGGCGGUGGCCAGAGCUGCGGGGGUCACAGCCGUAGCCCAAAUAACAGACGUCAACGAACUGAAGAAACUGAUUGUAGAGCUUGAGAAGGAGGUUACAGAGCUGGAGAGGUGAGAUUGAGGUGAAGAGAGAAGCAAAUGUGGAGGAGAUCGCUGACCUGGAGUGUCGUAUUGAGGAGAGGCAGGAGCAGCAGCAUGGCCUGCCGGUCCAGAUGAGGGAGCAGUGUGGGGAGUACGAGGGGCUGCUGGGUCAGACGAUAGACCCGGACAUCGAGAUCGCUGCCUACAGGAGAGACCUUUCACUGAUGUGUUUCACCGACAGGGCCCCAUGCACAACAACAGAUAACGUACAGUGUGAUCAUCAAGGCCUCUGUAGUAGUGAAAAAGAUGGAGAGGUCCUGCAUCAUUUACUAAUGGGCUUGUUCAGGAAGGAAACUGAAGUACCCAAAACACAUGAAAAAGCACACUUGGAAAGACCAUGACUAACCUUAAUAUAAUAUUCUCUGUAGUUUUACAAUGACAAUAGCAUCUUCAGAUGACAUGAUGUUGACCUAAUAUUUUAAAUUUUCUUCACAAUAUUUGUGUAGCCCUACAUUGGCUACAAUGUCACCUGGGAAUCCCCAUAUCCAUAAUAUCCAUAUUAAGACAUUCCUGAGGACAAAUGUGAGUAGUAUGGGUGGCAGAAUGUCACCUGGGAAUCCCCAUAUCCAUAAUAUCCAUAUUAAGACAUUCCUGAGGACAAAGGCCUGACAUCCAAGGUCAUCCGGGGUCACAGGAAACAGGCCCUACGACAGUCCGAGAAAACAUAAUGCAAUUUCCUGUCCGGUGUUUUUGUGUUUCUGUCUUAC
Molecule: messenger RNA, 1533 nt
Organism: Oncorhynchus mykiss (rainbow trout)
Lineage: Eukaryota; Metazoa; Chordata; Actinopteri; Salmoniformes; Salmonidae
Source: RefSeq, a predicted model, not a curated record